UGAUAUCCCGACGUCGAUCGACGAGUGAAUAGGCUUCACCUACGAUUUUCGAAAGUCAAUUCCGCCUCUGAUCGCCGCAUCCUUGCUUUUCUGUUCGUAGCAAAGCAUUAGGGACAUCCUCUUUCCGGAUCCUCAUCUCGCGUCGAGCCUGUCGACUCUACAACCGAUCGCCAGUUCCCCACCAGCUAUCGCCCAACACGGCCCGCAACGACUUACCCUCGAUUCUCUUUUGCGACCGCCUACCAGUCUCAUUGACUGUCUCGACCGGUAGCACGGCCUCGGUCCGCAUUUCUUGAGCAUGGCGUCGAAUCGCCCAGCGGCUUUCAAUACCCUGCGGAUGGGAGAGGUGAUCCGCGAGAAGGUACAAGAUGGCGUGACGGGUGAGACGAGGGAGAUCCAGUACACACAAUGCAAGAUUGUGGGCAACGGGUCCUUUGGCGUCGUCUUUCAGACAAAGCUGUCGCCAUCAAAUGAAGAUGCGGCCAUAAAGCGCGUCUUGCAGGAUAAGAGGUUCAAGAACCGCGAACUCCAAAUCAUGCGGAUCGUACGACACCCCAAUAUCGUACAGCUCAAGGCGUUCUAUUACUCCAAUGGCGAGCGCAAAGACGAGGUUUACCUCAACUUGGUGCAAGAGUUUGUGCCCGAAACCGUCUACAGAGCCUCGAGGUUCUUCAACAAGAUGAAGACAACCAUGCCGAUCCUCGAGGUCAAGCUCUACAUCUACCAGCUUUUCAGAGCGCUGGCAUACAUCCACUCACAAGGAAUCUGCCACCGUGACAUCAAGCCGCAAAAUCUGCUUCUCGACCCAAGCACCGGUGUCCUGAAGUUGUGCGACUUUGGCAGCGCAAAAAUCCUUGUCGAGAACGAGCCAAAUGUAUCGUACAUUUGCUCGCGGUACUACAGGGCACCCGAGCUGAUCUUUGGCGCAACCAACUACACAACAAAGAUCGAUGUUUGGUCGACUGGGUGUGUCAUGGCUGAACUGAUGCUCGGACAACCACUCUUCCCUGGCGAAUCGGGCAUAGACCAGCUGGUUGAGAUUAUCAAGGUUCUGGGAACCCCGACCCGAGAGCAGAUUCGAACUAUGAAUCCGAACUACAUGGAGCACAAGUUCCCUCAGAUCAAGCCUCACCCUUUUAACAAGGUGUUCCGGAAGGCAGAUUCGAACGCCAUCGAUCUCAUCGCCAAGCUCCUCGAGUACACUCCCACUGAACGUCUCAGUGCCAUUGAGGCCAUGGUUGAGCCGUUCUUUGACGAACUCCGCGACCCUGAAACCAAGUUCCCCGACUCGAGGCAGCAGACUGGGGAGCUCAAGGAUCUCCCACCUUUGUUUGAUUUCUCACUUCAUGAGCUGUCAAUCAACCCCGCAGAUAACUACAAACUUGUGCCGCCACAUAUGAGGCCGGUGCUGGCAGAGCGUGGACUUGACAUUGAUAACUUGACGCCCAUGGAUAAAAGCGAGAUGUGGGCGAAACUCGACUGAAAACUGGGUGGUGCUUCCGAGUUUGCCUCCGACGAUUUACGACUACGAUGUCAGAUUUGUGGACGAUUUGAGCUGGACCUCGACAGUAGAGCAUUACUUACAUUCUCCGGAGGUGGCGGGUAUUGUUCAUACAUACUGUCGACGGCUUGAGGGCAUUCGAAAUACCCGCUGGAACAGGGUGCAUAAUUCAACGAGACGACAAGAUUUCGGCCCACAAAGUGUCCCGUGUCACAGACGAUGCCGUCAGGUCACCCCGAGCGAAACGGGUGCGGGAAUUGGGGAAAGGC
Messenger RNA from Lasiosphaeria miniovina, 1770 nucleotides. Its product is annotated as kinase-like domain-containing protein. Gene Ontology annotation, cellular component: cytoplasm. The transcript has 6 exons. The record is from RefSeq and is a predicted model, not a curated record. Lineage: Eukaryota; Fungi; Ascomycota; Sordariomycetes; Sordariales; Lasiosphaeriaceae. Gene Ontology annotation, biological process: signal transduction; protein phosphorylation. Gene Ontology annotation, molecular function: protein serine/threonine kinase activity; ATP binding; protein serine/threonine/tyrosine kinase activity. The coding region runs from base 299 to 1483 and encodes 394 amino acids.